Molecule: messenger RNA, 4070 nt
Organism: Ruditapes philippinarum (Manila clam)
Lineage: Eukaryota; Metazoa; Mollusca; Bivalvia; Venerida; Veneridae
Product: transient receptor potential cation channel subfamily A member 1-like
Exons: 26
Coding region: 60-3623 (1187 amino acids)
Biological process (GO): transmembrane transport; proteolysis; monoatomic ion transport
Cellular component (GO): membrane
Molecular function (GO): aspartic-type endopeptidase activity; monoatomic ion channel activity; protein binding
Source: RefSeq, a predicted model, not a curated record
AAUUUAGAACCUUCAACAUGAUUUGAGAAAACAAAACAUAAUAACCACCGAACGACAAAAUGUCCGACAACUUUGGGAAGAGAAGGACAAGUAGAUUUUCGUCAAAGUCUGUGAAGAAAACUAACAUAUUAUCUGGAGACGACGUGAAUAUUAAUCUACUGUGUAAAACGUGCAAGUCAACUAAUACGAUCAACCAUGAUUCAGACAUACAAAUAAAACGGAAAUUAUCUUUAAAUGUUUUUAAACGUAGAAAGCCUACUGAGGAAAACAAAUGUGUUACGGAAAUAUUUUCAGAAACUGAUAUAAGAAUUGUUAUCAGUGCUGCAUCUAAAGGUAAUCUUGAAGAGUUCCAACGUCUGUAUGAAAGUGACACAAAUCGUAUCCAUAUAAAAGAUGCAAAGGGAAAUACACCUAUCCACAAGGCGGCGGAAGCAGGGCGGAUCAAAAUACUUGAAUUCAUACACGAGAAGGGCGGAGAUCUUAAUACAUUUGACUCCCAUCGCAACACGCCGCUACAUUUAGCGGUAAAGAAUGACCAAUCAGCUGUUGUCACGUUUCUUCUUGACCAUGGUGCGGACAGUACACUACUGAAUGAUGAUCAUCUUGCCCCAAUACAUCUUGCCGUGGAUGUAAACGCCAGGAAAGCUUUAAAGGCGUUACUUGCCCAUGCAAAUGUAGACCCCAACUUAAAGGGUGAAGGUGGUAUGCGGCCUCUGCAUUACUGUGCAUACAAAGACAGAGAUGAGUGUGCUGUUAUACUGCUUGAGCAUGGAACAAAGCCGUGUAUAAAAUGUGACAAUGGAUUCUUUCCUAUUAACAUAGCCGGCAAAUGUGCAUCUGCUAAAACUUUAGAAAUUCUAAUUAAACAUGUGGAAUCUUUAGGUUAUAAAAGAGAGGACGUAUUAAGCUUCACCGACAAAGAAAACAACAUGCCGCUACAUUGUGCUGUCAAUAGUGGUGAUCUCAAGGCUGUAAAGGUGUGUCUAUCAGCAGGUGCCCCUGUUGAUGCCAAACAGGUUAGUCACAACACAUUGGAGGAGGACAAUUCUACACCCCUGCACUUUGCGUGUGCCCAGGGCAGCAUUGACAUGGUGAGAAUGAUGCAGGAGAUGCAGCCAGAGAGAUUCGGCAUUGCAAUUAAAUCACCAGAUGUCCUUAAAAUGACACCAUUACAUAGAGCUGCACUGUUUGACCACGUCUCUGUAGUGGAAUUUCUAAUAGCACAUGAUGCUGAUAUAAAUGCACAAGAUGCACACGAACGGACACCAUUGCUUCUAGCGUCAUCUAAAGGUGGAUGGAGAACUGUGAACUUUCUUCUAAAACAUAAUGCAGACAUCAAAAUUAGAGAUAAGGAAAAUAGAAACUUUCUUCAUCUGGCUAUUAAAUAUGGUGUGCCAAUUGACAGCUUCGGUUGUGCUGUUUUAAAGGACUUAAAGAACUUGUUAAAUGAACGGGACAAUUUUGGAUGUACACCGUUACAUUAUGCCUCCAAAGAGGGUCAUCUUGUUGCCAUUGACGACCUCAUAAAACUGGGGGCAACAAUCAACCCUAAAGACAAUGACAAAAAAUCUCCACUGCAUUUUGCAGCCAAGUAUGGCCGUUACAACACGUGUAGGCGACUGUUGGACAGCGAGAUGGGCCCAAACAUUAUAAAUGAGACGGAUGGGGAUGGUCUAUCUACCCUACAUAUCGCCUCACAAAAUGGACAUACUAAGAUUAUCACUCUUUUAAUGCAGAAAGGAGCAUACGUUACGAAAGAUAACAUGGACAAUUCACCGCUUCAUUUGGCUGCAAGCAAUGGGUAUACAAGGAGUAUGAAGCUGUUAUUGACUGUAUAUCCGAACCUUUUAGAUUGCUGCAAUAAAGACAAGGAUACGGCGCUUCAUCUGGCAUCCCGUAAAAAUCAUCCGUCUGCUGUAGAAUUGCUGAUGACAGUUGGCGCUGAAUUCACGCGCAAUACGGCAGACGAUACUUUCAUGGAUAUUGCGAUUAGAGACAGACACACGGAAGUUGCUUUUUCUGUGAUAAGACAUGAUAGGUGGGAGGAGGUUAUGAAAUUGUGUUCAAAGGAGUUUGGUACACCAAUGAACGGUCUUGUACAAUGUCUACCUGAUGCUUGCAUGGCUGCUCUUGACAGGUGUAGAACAACCUCCAAUCAUGACAGGCGGAGUCCAGAUCUAUCAGUCCAUUACAACUUCAAGUAUCUACAGUGUCCACUACGUUAUGUCAAAGGAAAAGAAAAAGUUGUAAAACAUUUUACGCCAAUGCUUGCCUUGAAUACUAUGGUACGUCAUGGCCGUGUACAAUGUUUGUCUCAUCCUGUAAGUGAGGCUUAUUUAAAUAUGAAGUGGAGGGCAUACGGCUCAUGGUUCCAUAUUUCUAAUCUAGUCUUCUACUUGAUUUUCCUGGCUUUGUUUACCGUCCUAGUCACAACUUGUACCUUUUCAUUCAGAGAUGCUUCAUCAAAAAACAACAGUACAAUAAACGAAACUGACAAUACUGCACAUAUAAAUACAUGUCAUUUUAAGCCAUUGCAUAAAGUGAGUGUGUAUUUUGUGCUGAUAUUUUGCUCGUUAAACAUGCUGAAAGAAAUAGUACAGUUAAUACAACAGAGGAAAAAAUAUUUUCGAGAUUUCACAAACGCCAUAGAGUGGGUAUUAUAUGGAUCGGCAAUAGUUUACAUCAUCCCUUUCAUAGGCGGACGAACAGUUAGCUGGCAGUGGGAGGCCGGUGCAAUAGCUGUGUUUUUGGCCUGGUUCAACUGUCUUCUAUAUCUACAAAGAUUUGAUUUUUUCGGAAUCUAUGUGGUAAUGUUCCUGGAGAUAUUACGGACACUAGUACAGGUACUAUGUGUCUUCUCUAUCCUACUGAUAGCGUUCAGCAUGGCGUUCUUCAUGCUCCUCAAUAAAGAGACAAACAACGCGUUUUCCACGCCCGGGUUGUCGUUGUUACGGACAUCUAUGAUGAUGUUCGAGCUGGACUUUAUGGCGAGUUUCAGUGACCCGUACACGGACGAUGACAGUAAAUCACUGUACUUCGGCGGCGCCACCAUUUUCUUGCUCGUUAUAUUUGUACUUCUCAUGCCAAUACUACUGAUGAACCUUCUGAUUGGUUUGGCUGUCGGUGAUAUUGAAUCAGUACAGAAGAACGCUACUCUGAAGCGCCUUGCCAUGCAGGUUGAGCUACACACAGACUUGGAACGUAAAUUGCCCUUUAAGAUUUUGGAUGUGGUUGAUAAAGCCGAAUAUACUUUCUAUCCGAAUAAAUGCAUCGGGCAUCUAGAAAAGAUAUUUUCCAAGAUGUCGUUUCUCGGAGAUAACUUUGAAGGAGACGCUGAACGAACGCUCUCACAUAAUGCUUUGGUGUAUGAAGAAAUGUACAAACAGAAAAAGAGAAUAAAGGACAUUUCCUCACACCUGGACAAACAGUAUGAGUUACUUCGCCUGGUCGUACAGAAGAUGGAAAUUCACACCGAAGAUGAGAAUAGAGACGAGGGAUAUUCGGAAUCAUUUGACGUGCCUAACAACCUACAGAAAGCCUCCAAAUGGGCCCCAGCUAGGCAUAAUCUCGUUCGUCAGUCAGCAGUAGUUUCCCAGUGGAAACAAAGUAUGAGCGUUCACUAAACGCUGUUACUGAACAGUUUGCAUUACCAUGUUUGAUUUGAACAGUUUGCUGUUAAAUUGCCUCUAUAACAUGUGCAUAUAUGGCUGCCUCUGUAUUGUUACAUGUACAAAGUGUUUCGGAAGCAAUACUUUUUGCAGGAUUCGGAUAUGAAGUAUAACGUCUCGUCUUAAGAUUCAAUUUGAUGUCAUGUUUUAUGUUUUGUAUGACAUUUGAUGGAUACGUUAUUGUAUUCUUAACAGAUUAAUUAUUAUCAAUGAAGGUAGCUGUGCUAUUAGAACGCUUAUUAAAGUUGUCAAGGAAUCAAGUGCCUGUCGUAUAACCAAAUCCAAAAACUUUAUUUUUACGUCAGACAAGAAAAAAUGGCUCCAAUUCUAUAUCACAAUUAUAACAAGGAUCUCAAAUAAUGUUUGUUUGUACAUUCUUUAAUAAAUUCUUUUUAUUUCGUA